CCCCUGGUGUGCCGUUAACAACGCGUCAGACAACCCUGCCAGUGCCGGAGAAGGAGCGAAGGCAUCGUGGGCUCGGCGCCAAGCGGUAGUCAAGGAAACGGUGGUCAACUUGCGUUCGCCCGCAGAAGCAUCGCUUGGAACCGAGGAACGUUCUUGGAGCCAUUCGAAUCUUUACUCUCAUGAGUACACGACUGACUUGCUUAUAAAUUCAGAAGAAACUUUCUUUUUCGUCUUAUGUGACAUAAAUGUGCUGCAUCGGCGGGAAAUAUUCGGGUGCACAAUGGGGUGUAGUGCUAUAAGCGGUCAUCAGAUUCACCCAGGGAACGUCAGGCCCCUCUCUGCCUUGGAGAUUAAGACGAUACAAGACAUGUGGCCAGCCGUGAAUAGCAACAAAGAGCUUUUCGGGGUGUUUGUUUACAACAGCUUCCUGUCACGCGAGCACGAGAUGCGAAAGCUGUUCCCGCGCAUGGUGCUGGAAGAUGGCGAGGAGAAAUUCCGGAUCGAUCCGGCGGAAGUGCGACGUCACGCUCUGAUGGUGGUGGAGGGACUGGGGCUGGCCGUCGACUACCUGCAGGACAACGACAAGCUCAACCGCUUCCUGCGUAUCGUCGGUACCCGCCAUCACCACGCCAACGUCAAACCUGAAAUGCUGACGAAACUUUACCCUGCCAUGGACGAGGGUCUGCACGACGUGCUAGGGAAAGGUUACACAAAGCGCCAACGACAGGCGUUCCGUUCGUUCUUUAUGUACAUCGUGGGUGUCUUCAAAAUCGCCAUGAUGGAGGCUGCUAGCUCAAGCUCCCAGCAUGCUAUGCGUGACAUCAGGCACAGCAACGCCAGCUGGAGCAGCGGCAUCGGAACGGCCUCCACCUGCUCCACCAAGUCCAUCAAGACCCUGGAAUGAGUGGGGUGCCUUUUCAUAGCAAUGCGCGGAAAGGAACUACCUUCGGCUUUUGGCCAACUGAGAGAACAGCUGAAUGCAGUGCUGAAACGUCUCCCUACUAGAACGAUGCGGAAAGGAAAGCUCAAUGUAAACAACUUUUACUUAAUCCUGCAAAUACAUUCGACUUAUUGACGAUCACGCAAGUGAACGACCUUCGUUCCUGUAUACACCGCCGCUAGACUGUUCAAGAAGCUGACAACGCCACAUUCUCACACACAGAGCUCUUAUACCCAUCUCGUCAGUUUAUUGGGGUGUCUUCAGGGUAUGUGGAAUGUGAAACCACCGAUUACAAAAAAUGGCGGACGGACAUUAUGCGCUUUCAGACCUCGAAAAUCCGCAAGAAAAUAUGUCAAGCUCUCCUGUUUCAGCAGAUGAUGGUCUUGAAGUUUAAAACGAGAGCUGUUAGUUUUAUAAAACCGAGCCCUGAUAAAAUAUAUUAAAAAUAAUAAACACUUGUUAGCUCAGACACUCGAAGAACUUUAUUCGGAACAAUCAGUCUUGAAGUUUAAAACGAGAGCUGUUAGUUUUAUAAAACCGAGCCCUGAUAAAAUAUAUUAAAAAUAAUAAACACUUGUUAGCUCAGACACUCGAAGAACUUUAUUCGGAACAAUCACGUAUUUCUCCUUUUUUUAACGCGUUAUAAUUAGCGUCAUGCGACAGAUAAACAAAUGAAGGCCGUACAUGGCAGGUCACAUGUCGGCGACUCCUUCGUCUGGCUAAAACUUCAGCAGACGAUUCGUGUUACAAAAAUCGACCAGUAUGACGGAUAGAGCUUUCUCUCGAACAAUUCAACGCGAAAACAUGAGCUACAGUUGAUGAACGACGGGCCCACUCAACGAGUAUUUUACAUAAAACUCUUUUGAGAUGACGCUUUUGAUGAAA
This is a messenger RNA of Pomacea canaliculata, 1825 nucleotides long. RefSeq lists its product as uncharacterized. Bases 281 to 904 code for a protein of 207 amino acids. Lineage: Eukaryota; Metazoa; Mollusca; Gastropoda; Architaenioglossa; Ampullariidae. The transcript is spliced from 3 exons. The record is from RefSeq and is a predicted model, not a curated record. Gene Ontology annotation, molecular function: oxygen binding; heme binding.